Macrobrachium nipponense is the source of this 6261-nucleotide messenger RNA. RefSeq names its product transmembrane 9 superfamily member 1-like. Gene Ontology annotation, cellular component: membrane. Lineage: Eukaryota; Metazoa; Arthropoda; Malacostraca; Decapoda; Palaemonidae. The coding region runs from base 250 to 627 and encodes 125 amino acids. The record is from RefSeq and is a predicted model, not a curated record. The transcript has 3 exons. Gene Ontology annotation, biological process: protein localization to membrane.
AUUUGUCUAAGUGUACAAGGAUUAGAUUAUGAAAUUUCAGAAUGGGUAAUAACUAGUCUUUAUUUUGCAGUUGGGUACCCGCUAACUGUUUUAGGUGGAAUCCUUGGGAAAAAUGGCAGAAUUGAAUUUAAUUUCCCAUGCCGAACUAAGAAUAUAGCAAGGGAAAUCCCUUCGGUUCCUUGGUACCGUUCACCAUGGGCACACUUCACCGUUGGAGGAUUUCUUCCUUUCAGUGCGAUUAGUGUUGAGAUGUACUACAUCUUCUCUACUUUAUGGGGUCGUGAGCAGUAUACCCUGUACGGAAUCUUAGGUGUUGUGUUUGUUAUUCUACUUAGCGUCACAGCUUGUGUGUCCGUUGCUCUCACUUAUUUCCAGCUUGCAGCAGAGGAUUAUAGAUGGUGGUGGAGGUCCAUCUUUAGUGCUGGAUCAACUGGUGGCUUUGUUUUGAUGUAUUGCUUUUUCUACUACAUGAAGAGGUCCAACAUGUCAGGUGGUCUUCAGACAAUUCAGUUUGUAGGAUGGUCAAUCCUCACCUGCUAUGUCUUCUUUUUAACGCUUGGCACAGUAUCAUUCUUUGCCUCCCUUUCAUUUGUGAAGUAUAUAUAUCGUAACAUCAAAAUGGACUAAUUUUUUAUGUUGCAACAAAAGAUUUUCAAGGAGCAUAUAGUAUACUACGUACUACUGUACUGUACAUUGAUGAAUUGCAUGUCUGGUAAAUGCACAAACGUUGAAAAAUGUAAAGAUUUUUACUUCUGUGACUGGUACAAGGAUUUCUCACUACCAUUCUGAUAUCUGAAUUACAGUACUCAUUAACAUUCAGAUAAUAUUAAAUUGACUACUCGAUAGGGUUCUUUUAAAGCUUUGGAAAUAUAUUCUUGAACAAAAUAUAUUAAUUUGUUUUAUACUAGGAGUCAGUGUUUUCAAUACCUUGGGAAUGGUGAAAAUAUUUUGUAACAGCUGUUAAAAAGGUAUUCUGAACUUCUUACAUAUCAAAGUCAGUGACUGUAUAUGUUAACAUGAUUGAAGAUUUUGUUGGUAGGAUACAAGGCUUUAAAGCAGCAAAAGUUCCUUAUACUGCCAGAAGAAUUUAGUAAUUCCUUUUACAACAAUAUGAGUACUUUAAGAGUUUCAAACACUGCUUGCAUUCUUCAUUCCAUCUGAACUUUUGUUGUGUUAUGAUCCUUGAGGUGGUGAGAACUCCUUGGCUCCUGGUCAUUUUGUUAUGAGAAAGGAAAAAUUUUCUUGUUAGAUGUGCAGUUUUUAUUGACAUGAAAUUUCUUUUUGUUAGUGUAGAUAUAGAGUCAAAUUUAAUAUUUAUUCGCUAGGUAUAAGUUUUUAAUUGGUAAGACUUGCUUACCAAAAGGUUUGGGAAACCUUGAAUGUGAAGGCUACUUAUUCACUUUGUUGUAACUACACUAUAUCACUUAAAAGGGAACAGUGGUGUUCGGAUGGCUUGAGUUGAUGGAAAGUUGUUAUUUUGCUUUGAAAGAUAUGUCAUUGUGCUUAGAAAAAGUAUUUACCUCUUUUGAAAGUAAUGAUAGUUCUUUUUUACAUAUUUGUCACUGAUCUAGUACUAUGGAAAUAUUCUCAUCCAUAGACACCACUGUUAAAGAACGGACAAAGUGUGAUAAAUGAAAUACAUUAGGUAGUCUAUUCAACAACUGAACAGGGAGUGUGAGUGUUGUUUAUUUACUUGAAAUUGUGCCUUAAUUGUUAGAAGUUUGUAAAACUAGUAAUCACAACUUUGUUUCUGUCACCUUGUAACUUAUCACUUGCAAGAAUGGGUUUCCAAGAGAUUCAUUUCAUUUACUGCUGUGCGUGUUUUUGUGCAUAAUAGACUUUUAGAUUGUAAGGUUAGUGAAUGCUUCUAUAGUGAUGUGUAUUUCAUGUUAUGCAAGUAUUCAUAUUGAAAUUAUUUUCUGUAAUAAUCAAGGGUUGCUUUUAUAUUUCUUUGCACUUCUGAAACUACCGAAGAAAGCCAAGGAUUUUGCACACUACACACCUUUCGUAUUAUAUCACUUCACAGCUUUUUUCAUGGGCAUUAUAGUUUGCUUUUCAUGAGAGUGUACACACAGUACAUCAAUAAUGAGGAUUUUGAUGGCUGGUAGGACUGGAUACUAUAAAUCAAAGGUAAAUUUAAAAAACUGUAUCUGAAAUAUUCGUAAUCUACAUGUAUGUACUCUUUACUGGCUUUACAGAACAGGUUUUGCUAAAAUAGUAUUACAAUAUUUGCAAUAAUCUGUGAAAAAAUAUUUAAGUGUUUUUUGUUAGCCUACAUUACUUAAUUGCUCAUAUUUUGAUUUUGCGUAAGUUUUGUGUACUGAGAGCACUUUGAGUUUUGAGUGAAUAGCAAUGCUUAUAGGUUGUAUUUUACUUUGUGCAAUAAUUAUGAAAAUAAUGCCAACACAAGGUACAUGCUAGCACAAUCUGCACUGGAAACAAUGAAAGCUGCUUUAAUACCUAGUUGUCUGAACUUUGAACUAGUUUCGCAGCAUGCUUAGUAUCAAAUUGGUUUCUUUGAAUUACUGUAUUUUUAUUGUGUUUAUCCCAUACUCUGAAUUUAUUAAGUUAGGUCUUGAAGGGGACAGGCUGUUAAAAAACUAAGAAAUAAAAGGAGACAGGCCAUAAAAAAAAUUGAAAUUACUUUUCACAGGUUCUGAUGACAUUCCUCUUUGUAUAUUGGGUACAGUAUUUUAUAAUAAUUUGUCAUAGUUUUAUGGUUUUGGAAGAUUUUUCACCUCCACCCCCUACAAACUAGGGUGUAUGACACAUACUUGGGAUGUGCCAUAAAAGAUUUACAAAUGGCAUUUUCCCAACUGUUGCUGGGCAAAUUUUCUUUUGGAGGACAAGAAAAAAAAUUAAAAGAUUUAUAUUGUACAAAUCAACAAAGUUCACUGAAAUUUCUGUAAAUUACAGUAUAAUUAAAAUGUUUAAUAAAAAAAUUUUUAUGUAAUAAUUUAUGGGAACAGGUACUUUAGUAGUAGUAAAAGUUGAAAUUCUUUUGCAUGAAAGGGUCACAGGUGGGGUUUCUGAACUGUCUGGCUGCCAUGAAAAGAUAUCAAAAUAGGGAAAGUUGGGUACUGAUUUGCUAACCUUUAUGACUUAAGGGUAAAGACAAUGCAUUAUUUUAAUUUACAUUCUAUUGUUUUUCCAGUGCUUGCUUGGUCUUAUUUAUUUACAUUAUUCAGUGUUUAUUUUUGUCUGUUGUAGGCAGUUUACUGUAAUUACAGUCUUCAGGUAAUUCUGUUAUUAUGUUGCAUUGUACAGUAUUUUGUAUCUCUCCAGAGACUGAAUUGUGUCCAAUACUUAAUGCAUUUAGUCAAAUGACGUGAGUCAUGUUUUGUGUGGCAUUAUGAUGUUGCUCUUGUGGUCUUCACGUUGUCAUUGAUACAAGAAGUGUUGUCUUUCUGUCCAUUGUAAAGAACACUCAGCACUAAUCCUCUUAAAAUUUGGCAGUCAUUUUGCUUGAUCAAUUGCUUUGUUUAAUUUUAGAUGAAAGAGUGGGGUUUCACAACCCCCUUUUGUUACCAAAUGAGAAUACAGUACUGUAGUAUAAAUGAUUUAGGAUUAUACAAAAUUUGAUCUAUCAGAAGUUAACCUGAAGGAAAACAUGACAAGGUACAAAUUAUUGCACUCCCCCAGGGUGGUGUGCAGUUAUUGACAGAGUACAGAGAUUAUCUGCUAAUGUUUGUGCACUUUGUUUUGAAAAUGCUGAUUAGUUUUUCACUUUUUUGUUUAUAGUGGCAGAGUAGGCUUGUCUUUUAUUUUCUGAUAUUUUGUACCUGGCUUGGGAGAGAUUUUUUCCAUAUUCUAUAAUUUAUUUUCUUACCAUGAGAGAGAAAUGGGGAAAACCUCUCACAUUUGUUUUUGAUGGUACACUUGCACUGCAGAUACUUCUCAGGUUACUCACGAAUUGACAAUGCAUUUUUUUCUGUAUAUUUUGACUUCUUUUUCAAGCGUGUUUUGUCUUACAAUAACUUUGACAAUAUGGAGGGUAGCAUUGAUUUGAUUUUGCUACAAUAUAUAGUAGAUUUACUCCCAGCAACUUAUUACUAUUAUUUACACUUCAGCUGGGAAUACUUGACAUAUUGUACCUAUAAUUCCCUUGUUGUGCUCCAUAUGAACUAAGACUGGAAAAAUAAUUCUUGAGAGCUUUUUUAAAGUUCAUAUGCAAUAAAUACAUUUGAUGCCUAUUAAAAAUUCAUAAUUAUCCAUUUCUAUGAGAAUGGAAAUUUCACAUGUAAAAUGUUAUUUUACAGCAUUUGUUUGACAUUGGCUUGAUGAGUAAGCUUCCUUUUGGUUAAAUGUUUUCUGUAAGUACAGAAUAAAGCCUUGAAUACCUCAUCUAUUUAUCUGGAAGGGUCAGUUAUCAUUUUUACUGUUGUGCUCCUAAUAUAAUCAAAGUAACUAUUGUGUAGUUCACAUAAAUUGAAAGUUUUACUUUUAAAAUAUUUAAUGUACAGUAAAGUUUUACUUUAAAAUACUACUGUAAUAUAGUAAUGAUCGUGAUUUUCGGUAUUUUCAAUAUAAAAAAAAUGUUUAGUGUCUCUUUAAGCAGUGUUGUAUAAACAUGUAGGUAACAUUCUCUCCAUUCUCUUCAUUUUAUUUUGCAAGGAACUGCUUCUGGUAUAGUAUAAAUGCGUUUUCUUGCUGUUAAAACAUUAUUGGUAGAUUCAUGAAUAAUCAACUAACCCUUGCAUAUUUAUAAAAACAACCUAGAUUAUUUUUCACUACAAAGUCAGUUUUCUACAAAAUAUAAUACAGAAGACUUACAUAGUACGUAUUGUUAAACUAAACUGUGUAUAUAAGGCACAGCUGAUCUGCCACACUUGACUCUUAAUGGGAAGGGAGCAUGAUUAUAGGCAAAUAUGUACUGUGUCACAUUAAUUCAGUGCAAAAAUGCACUACUAGAAUAGUCAAGUUUUAAGGUAUAAGAAAAAAGGCUUACUUUUUGUUUUUCUUACAGAAAACUAAUUUACCCUCUAGGCAAGAUAGAUCGCAUACAUAAUUAUGUCAGCUACCUAAACUCAAUAAGCAUAUCUUACAUGACUCCCAAAUAUAUGUACUUAAUUUAUUACAUCACCAGUAACCAUAUUCUAAUCUUGUAAAAUGUCUAGCCAUUUGCUUAUGAGAAAGUCUUUAAUUUUUGUCCUAGGAAUGAGAAGACUGGAUUUACUCAGCUAUAUUUGGCUGUACAUAUAACAUUGUAUAUUGUUUUGUAUCAAGAUGUAGCCAAACUUUUGACAAAGAUUUAUUUAAGACAGGGUCUCUUCAAAUAUGAAUACUACAGUAUUUCAAAAUGUAUAACGUUAGCCCAAGUGUAAUAUAUCCUAGCCUAUGAUAGUAAUGCUAAAAUAUUCAAGGUUGGGAAUCAAAGGGAAUUGAAAUGCAUGUUAACCUUUCCCAAUAGAUUAAUGAAUAAGUUUUACUAAAAUGACUUUAGUACUAGUUGUAAUAUGUUUUCAGCGUUUAUUCUUACAUUAAGAUUACCUAAUAAAGAUCUAUGCCUGUUUGGAUCCCUUCGCUCCACUGAUGCUGGUUAAGAGGCUGUCACUAUUUUGGCUCAAUUUUAACAAAAAAGUUUCCAAGUCAGAUGCUGCACUAAUAAUAUCAACUGAUUUGAACUUUGUUCUUAAGAUUGCUGGGAGAGAAAUGCAUAUCUCAUUAUUGAAUAACUAUAAGAUUAUCCUGUACAUUGCUUGUAGAAUUUAGGAGGUUUAUCAUUUGUAGGUUUACUAUAGAUGUGUGUAUAGAUUUUUAUACUAAAAUAUCAUGACUGGAGGUGGAUGUAAACUGUUGUGAUAUACCUGACAAAAAUGAACUAUUUUUGAAGGGUAUCUAGUACAUGUGGUAACUAGGGAGUAGUGAAAUUUGUCACUUUUUUGGGUGGUGGGAGAUGAAUUCUUGAACUGAUUGGGAGUUGAAAUCAAGGGUAUAGUAUACUUUGUUUGUUGUUGGCUGUAAAGGUUGUAUGUUAAAUGCUUUCAUUAGUGUGUUACAGAGGAAAGGCCAGCUGGGCUUAUAUUUGAUUUGAUUUUGUCUGCUUUUUUUUUCUUCAUGCCAAGUAAUUCUUUGCAUGAGAAAACCUAUAUCAUAAUCUUUUGGAAAUAUAUUUUUCACUUUCAAAUUAUUGCUCAUUCAGAUCUUAUAUAGGCUACUGUAUUUAGCAUAGGUGUUGCAGAGUUUUAAUUGGUCAUACGGUUUUUUAUUUUUCAUUUACUACAAUGUUGUAAUAAAUACAUACUGACACUGAGACAAUGA